CUCUUUCUCUCUGGCUCCCAUUGAUGGAGUUUUGUCGUGGCGCCUUCAUGUGCGACAGCAGCAGCAGCAGCAGUGCCUUCUUGCACAUUUAUCCGGUUCGCGUGCUCGGCCCGUCCUUCUGCGCUCUGCCAUUCUUGAGUUCUCGAGCGUCGUCAUCGUGAUCGUGAGUCGUGUCGGAGGGAGGGAGGGAGGGAGGGAGGAAGGGAGCUCGAGUCGCUGCGGAGCGAUGGCGAGCGAGGCGGACGACAGAGCCGAGGAGCAGCGAAGAGCGAGCGAGCGGGCGAGCGAGAUGAGUCGAUGAGAGAGUGGCGUUGGCGAGGACGCGGUUGUGCCGCCUCGAUCGGAUCCGUGCGCGGGCAGCCAGCGUCGGGCGUCGAGCGAACGGAUCGGUGGCAGCAGCAGCAGCUCGUGGGCGUGCUGGCGAGUCGAUCGAAUUGGAUGCCGCAGGGGCGGUGGUCGUAGAGUAGUUGUGACGGGAAGGAAGGCGAUGGCGCGAGGUCGUCGUGAUGGCAGGGCGUGGGGCAGGGCAGGGCAGGCGAGGCGAGAGGAAGCAGCAGGCGCGAUGAUGGCGACUGAUUGAGGAGGACGGGAGGAGGAGGAGGAGGAGGCACAGGAGAUUAGCAGCCGGGAGGCGCAGGAGCAGGAACAGGAACAGGGCGUGGGUGGGUUGGUCUCGAACGCGCGGGCACGAUGAUGAACGCCAAAGGAGGGAAGAGGGUUAUCGUCUCGGAGAAUGGCGAUAAGGUCGAUACAGGUAUGUCGGGAAUCGAUGAUUCCGCUCUGGCAUCGGCGAUUGGCAACGGAGAGGAUCUAGGCCCUUUCAUUCGAGCCGCAUUCGAGAGCGGGAAACCCGAGUCGUUGGUCCACCAGCUGCGGAACUUCGUCAAGAAAAAGGAAGUGGAGAUUGAGGAUCUGUGCAAAGCUCAUUACGAGGAGUUUAUCCAGGCCGUGGACGAGCUUCGCUACGUCCUGGUGGAUGCCGAUGAACUCAAAGGAGGAUUGGCCGAAGAAAAUUCCAGGCUGCAAGAUGUCGGAAACACUUUCCUCGCCAAGCUGGAUGCUUUGAUUGAAUCUCACGGAACCAAGCAAAAUCUGGCCCAUGCCAUCGAGUCUCUAAGAAUUUGCACAACCGUUCUUGAUUUGUGCCUAAAAGUAAAUGAAGACAUUAUGACGGAUAGCUACUAUCCGGCUCUGAAGAGCCUGGAUAUAUUAGAAAGAGAUUAUCUGUCUCGAAUUCCGGCGAAAGCUUUCCGCCUGUUGCUCGAGAAGGAGAUUCCCAUCUGUAGAAAUCAUAUCGAGCGAAAGGUGAGUGCCGAGUUCAACGAGUGGUUAGUGCAGAUUCGAAGUAUUGCUCGAGAAAUCGGUCAGCGGUCUAUAGGUCAGGCCUCCUCCGCUCGGAUAAGGGAAGAGGAUCUCAGAGGUGGGCAGCGGCAGGCAGAAGAACAGAGCCGGUCAGGCUCUCGGGAGUGCGUGUACAUGCUGGAAAUGGAAGAUCUGGAGGAGGAUGACUCGCAGCUUAAAUUUGAUUUGACUCCAGUGUACAGGGCGUAUCACAUAAACACUUGUUUAGGUCUCGACGAGCAGUUCAAGGAGUAUUACUACAAAAAUCGACAGCUGCAGCUGAUUUCCGAUCUUCAAGCAUCAUCCGCUCAGGGAUUUCUCGAGACCCAUCAAACCUAUUUCGCUCAAAUCGCCGGGUUUUUCAUUGUUGAAGAUCGUGUGCUUAGGUCGGCCGGGGGACUCAUCACAAACGCGCGAGUGGAGAGUCUUUGGGAGACGGCUAUCAGCAAAAUGAAUGUUGUCAUCGAAGACCAGUUUUCUCGCAUGCAAACGGCCAACCAUCUGUUGCUGGUGAAGGAUUACGUGAGCCUGCUGGGUGUCACUCUGAGGAGGUACGGGUUCCAAGUGGGGCCCUUACUGGACGUGCUCGACACCAUGCGGGAUAAGUACCACGAGCUUCUUCUCAACGACUGCCGGAAGCGAGUGACGGAUGACCUUGCGGCCGACAAGUACGAGCAGAUGGUCAUGAGGAAGGAGUACGAGUACCAGACUAACGUCCUGAUGUUCAAUCUUCAGACCUCAGACGUCAUGCCGGCGUUUCCUUACGUCGCACCCUUUUCAGCAUCCGUGCCGGAUUGCUGCAGAGCUGUCAAGGACUUCAUAGAGUUCUCUGUGAAUUUUCUUUCCUACGGAGGGCACAUGGACUUCUAUGAUCUCGUGAAGAAGUACAUCGACAAGCUUAUUAUCACUGUCCUGAAUGAAGCUCUUCUGAAGCUCAUUCAGAACCCGAUGUUGGGCGUCUCGCACGCCAUGCAGAUUGCUGCCAACAUGACAGUACUCGAACGUGCUUGCAGCUUUUUUUCAGAGUAUGCCGCAAAGCUUUGCGGUAUUCCCAUGAGGCUCGUGGACGGUCCGCAUGGAACUUUGUCGGGGAGAGCGGUGUUGAGGCAGUCUCAGGCCGUAGCUCAUGAGCAAAUGUUGAAGCUUGUCAAGUCCAAAGUUGACGAGUUUAUGUUGCUGACCGGUAACAUCAACUGGACGCCAGACGACCCUCCUCUGAGUGGCAAUGAGUAUCUGAACGACGUGACUAUCUAUUUGGAAACUCUGGCGGAGACAGCGCAAGAAAUCUUGCCUUUGGACGCGUUUGAUAAAAUGAUUAGAGGCGUGCUGACACAUAUCUCGGAGAGUAUCGUGGGCACUCUCUAUGGUGAUGACGUGAAGAAGUUUAACAUAAAUGCUAUGAUGGGCAUAGAUGCCGAUUUAAAGGUGUUGGAGUCUUUCGCAGACGACAAGUUCCAAAGCAGUGGCCUAGACCAGCUUCCUGGUUCUUCCAACCUAAGGACGUGUUUAGCGGAGGCACGGCAGCUCGUCAACCUCUUUAUAGCCAGCAACCCUGAGCUGUUUCUCAACCCUGUAAUCAGGGAGAAGAAUUACAGUGCUCUCGAUGCCAGAAAGGUGCAGAGAGUAGCAGAAAAGUACAGAGACUUGCCGGAAAGAUUCUCACUAGGGCGCCCUAGGCAUCCUGGGAAGAAAAAGUCGCUGGACGCCCUGUGUAGAAGAUUGAGAGAUCAGUUGUAAUUGCAACCGGGCAAGCUGGAUAGGAGAGAUUUGGGAUGGCUUCAGUUAACAACCGUAUAAGACCUCGCCGUUUUUAAGGCGGGGCAGGGCAGAAAAAAGGGAUCAAAGUUGCUUUAUAUAGCUAGUACAAUAUACGUUUUUUGCUUGCUAUGUGAUGAGGCGCAUGCACUGGAGUCGAACGAGAUGAAAGCUGGAUGCUAUUGAAGGUUCUUUCACGGGUUGUGACGGCCGAGGCUGCUCUCGAGAACGCAGAGUCAAUUGUUUUAAUUGUAAAAUGAACUCAUUCUGAAAUCACCUCCUCUGCUUCCCGAUUCUUUAAUUUGAAGAGUUACAUUUAUUGGCCAGCAUAGAGCCAUCACCAAGCUUAAGAUCUCAUUUCUUUCCGUGUAAUGUUGUCAAAUUGUUUAAAGGUAUGAAAGGGAUUUAUCUCGUUUACACAAAUACAUCAGACUGAUCGACUUGUACUACGAUGAUUUCC
Marchantia polymorpha subsp. ruderalis is the source of this 3556-nucleotide messenger RNA. The record is from the annotation of a GenBank genome assembly. Lineage: Eukaryota; Viridiplantae; Streptophyta; Marchantiopsida; Marchantiales; Marchantiaceae.